UUCUCCGAUAUGGCGCCGUCCAACCUACGUUAUCCUGUCACAACUUUGACGAAUUUUUGAAGCUUUGAAAGGCCCUAACAUCUGUCGAGAUAUACAUUCUGUAGUUUCAUGAAAACUGGAUAAGGUACCAAAGUUGUGUCGGAUGUUAUCUCUUGUGUAUGUAUAUUCAUCUAUUUAUGUACAUUUAUUUUCAUAAUAACAGAAUAUUAAUUACGAAGAUAGAAUUCCUUGUAUUUAAUCUGAAAAAGAUUAUUGUCUAUGAAUAAAUAAACAAUAAUUUAUAAUAAAGAUGCAGUCAGAUGAUGAGUUGUCUGAAGGUGAAGAAGAAAUGCUUGUAUAUGUGGAAUUUGAAGGAUUUACUGGGAGCGAUAUGUUCAAUAAGGAAGAUCUUCAAUUGGAUAUGAUUGGAAUAGAUACUGAGCAUCCUAUAAUGGAAAUUAAUGGGCGAUAUUAUGAAGGUACUUACGAAGAUGCCAUAGGCACUUAUAUGUUCUUUGAAAAGGAUGACAAUCCAAAAGUGGAUGAUGAAGUAUUUGAUAAAGUGCCAUCUCUAAAAUAUUUUGCUAAAACAAAAAAGUUGCUUAAAAUGCAAAGAGUAUUUACGAAACCAAGAGUAGAGAUCCUUGGUGAUUCUGAACACGACGGUUGUACUCCAAAUACUGAAAUGCUAUUACAAGCUGGGGUGCCUCCAAAAUAUCAAGAAGAAGCCAUGCAGUUUUGGAAUAAAGUACGUAAUGAUAAACUAGAAGAAUUGAGCAUGUUCUUGGAGAAACAGAAAAUUAGAGAAGAGAAAAAAUCCAAAGGAAUUGCGUCAGAUUCAGAUGAGGACAACGCAGCAUGUGCAUCACAAAAUGAAACCAAAUUAAAACCAGAAGAAGCAUGAUUGGACUUAAAAUAUUAUUUUUACCAAAGA
Messenger RNA from Solenopsis invicta (red fire ant), 913 nucleotides. RefSeq names its product general transcription factor 3C polypeptide 6. NCBI's taxonomy places the organism in Eukaryota, Metazoa, Arthropoda, Insecta, Hymenoptera, Formicidae. Gene Ontology annotation, biological process: transcription by RNA polymerase III. The coding region runs from base 290 to 883 and encodes 197 amino acids. The record is from RefSeq and is a predicted model, not a curated record. Gene Ontology annotation, cellular component: transcription factor TFIIIC complex. The transcript is spliced from 5 exons.